AUGAACAUUGCGGCCCCAACCUUCAAUGCGCUUAAUAAGCCCCAAAAGCGCGCUCUGAUCUUGCGAGAUCAACUCCGCUUCGUCGACCCGCAACAUCUAAAUGGGUUCCUGGAAGGAGUCAGUAAAAAUGAGCCACCGACGUACACAAAAGUCAAUGGUAUCAUCCAACCGGAACUCACCCUGGUCACACUCAAGGCAGAAGCCACACACUUUGACCUUGGGAAUGUGUUGCUCCCUGAAGAAAAGAAUUCUGUCUAUCGGGUCCAUCUGCUGGUCGAGAAUGGCCACAUAGAUAUGCGCGCCGAAGAUCCGCUUCCGCAGGAUGAUGAUGUCCUUGACUCUGUACCCAUUCAUGGCUUCAUUGCUAAGGGCAUGGUGCCUUUGUUCAGGAAUAAGUUCCAUGCCAUCUACUCCCAAAUGAACAAGAUCAAUGGAGCCAGGCGGGCAGCCUACGACAUGGCGAACCGGGCCCCAACACCCGUUCACGAUGGAGAGACUCUCAUAAGGCUUAAUCCUCCCAAGCGUGAGCAAAGCCAGCCAGCUUUACAGUUAAAUCCUAGUGGAUCAUACCAGGUCAAGCAGCAUGUUUCAAACAAGCGCAAGCGCACAGGACUUGACACCAUCACCGAAGACACGAAGAGCAGGAUAUUCGACACCAUUCCAAGCAACAUCAAAGUCAACCUCUUCGACAGCAUCGUAGAAGCCGCCAUUCCAAAUUUUGACAACGUGAUGAUGGCAUCCUGGAACGUCGUAUCCAUCUACUCCGCCUGCGGGAGCGACUUCCCCGACCUCCACCGGUCAAUUGUUAGCUUGAAGAGCGUGCUUCAGGAUUUCGACGAGGCAUUCGGUAAACGCGUUAACCGAGAGACGCCCAAGUACCGGCACGAUUUCUGCGGUCAUACGCAGGAUGAUGAGAACAGAGGUGGUGAUGGGGACUGCACACCAGACGAGCAUAGACACGAUGGUAGAACUCGCCCCAUCUCACACGUCACUGUCAACAACGAGAAUGCUGGAGAAAUUCUAGAUCAAUCAGAGAGUUCCAAUACUGACCAACACAUCUCUAAGCAGAAGGACAUCGCCACACCAAACGACGGCACUGAACAAACCAGCGAUGAAGAGAAACCAAACAUAUCAUCUCCCUUCCAAACACCCCACCCCGCAAAUCCUGCAGAAAGAGAAGAACGAGAAAUCACUCAAGAUGCGACACAAACUCCCCGCCUGAAUUCCAAAUCCCUUGUCUCAAUGAGCCCAUACAACGCCGCCAAAUUACCGUCCAGAAAAUGCCUCGACACCCGUUCUACUACUCCCCACAACGGCGAUCUACACAAGCUCUUGACAAAUGCUUCUCACGAGAACGGACUUCACAGACUUGCCGCUUCUGAAGAUUGUCGCAAGAACGCAUACAGCAGAGCUUCUGUACCUCUGCCUGCUGGCUAUUCAGCUCGUUCCACGCUUGCGCCCAGAACGAGUACGUCGGGUACGGCGCCUGUGGCGAAUAUGGUACCGAAUGGGGAGAAGAAGAGGGAUGAAAGGGGUGAGGAAUAA
Molecule: messenger RNA, 1545 nt
Organism: Bipolaris oryzae ATCC 44560
Lineage: Eukaryota; Fungi; Ascomycota; Dothideomycetes; Pleosporales; Pleosporaceae
Exons: 3
Coding region: 1-1545 (514 amino acids)
Source: RefSeq, a predicted model, not a curated record